This is a messenger RNA of Rhipicephalus sanguineus (brown dog tick), 3661 nucleotides long. Its product is annotated as sex peptide receptor. The coding region runs from base 736 to 1971 and encodes 411 amino acids. Gene Ontology annotation, cellular component: membrane. Gene Ontology annotation, biological process: G protein-coupled receptor signaling pathway. The transcript has 6 exons. NCBI's taxonomy places the organism in Eukaryota, Metazoa, Arthropoda, Arachnida, Ixodida, Ixodidae. Gene Ontology annotation, molecular function: G protein-coupled peptide receptor activity. The record is from RefSeq and is a predicted model, not a curated record.
UUAUUCGACGGGCGGCUGAAACUCAGCUGCGUGCCUCGUGUCUUUGCGAGUGCACUUGUUCUUUCACGCGGCCGGGACACUGGGGACAGACGUCGUCGUCGAGUCAACACGACUCAUUUCUGAAGCAGCGAGCGCGCAUUUUUGUAUUAGGGAUCGGCCGCUGUACCGAGAAAAGAACAGCAGUGCCCGUCACAAACCGUUUAGCUUGUUCGUGUUGGCUCACUAAGCACGCCAAGCAAAGAAGCCUUUUCUUCGAGGUCUUCGUUCUUCCCUUCGAGAAGAAGACAUCAGGUGUGCGCCGUGCAGCCGGAAGUGCUUGGAGAUCGUGCCUGUGAUUCCAUAAGCCUGCAGUUUUUCGCCCUGGAUGUCUUCAUACAGCCACGGGUAGGACAGAGCGGCUUUUGAUUGUGUCCGUGCUUGCGCGUGCGUGCGCCCGUGUUUGUGUUUUGCUGUGCGACCACCUAUAGCUGUCCGCAGUGUUGAAGAAUUCAUCCCUUUACGACACCGCUGGGAUCUCACUCGAUCAGGGCCAUCAACCAUCGCUGUAGUACGAGUGGCUCACGCAGCUCGAGGAUUCUGAAGACCCUGCGCAAUCAAGGUCACCUGAUCUUUUCGCCCUAGCUUCACGAUUGGUCGCCAUGCAGCGGCUUCGGAGGAGACGAUUCUUCACGAGAUAGCGCCGACGCAUGACAACGCUUAAGGAGGAGAGUGGCCUCCUGAUUGGUAUUUUUCCUCAUGACAAAGGCGGAUGAAGACAUCAUAAUGGAUUACGACAGUGGUGCGUAUCACGGCGCGUGCAUUGCGAAAAUCAUGGACAACUACACCAACCUGACGGACGAUUACAACUACACCAACCUGAUUCCACUGGCCGAACAGAUUCCCAUGUUGGUGAAUCUUACGAACCGAGGCCCACCGAUCGAGUUCGCCCUGCCGCUGCUCGGAUACGCCAUGCCAGCGCUCCUGGUGGUGACCAUCAUCGCCAACACGUUCGUCGUGGUCGUCCUGGCACAGCGUCACAUGCGGACACCCACCAACAUUGUCUUGCUGGGAAUGGCCGUCUGCGACAUGAUGACACUCCUGAUACCGUCUCCGUGGUUCUUCUACAUUUACACACUGGGAAACUACGCCACCGUGCUCGGCCCUUCGUCCACAUGCUACGCCUACAACAGCAUGAACGAGGUGAUCCCGAACGCGUUUCACACGGCCUCUGUCUGGCUGACGCUAGUGCUGGCUGGACAGCGCUACUUCUAUGUCUGUCAUCCGACCACAGCGGUCACCUGGUGCACCGUACCGCGCGUAUUGCGGACAGUGUGCUGGGUUGGCUUUAUCGCGUUCGCGCACCAGCUGCCGCGCUUCCUCGACACGGUGUUCAUAGACGUGCGCUUCAAGUGGCAAGGUGAAGUGCACUACGGCUGCCAAAUGCUGGUCGCCGAAUGGGUCACACAGAUCUUCACCGCGAAGGCUUACUUCAUCGCCUACUACGCCUUCAAGGUAAUCUUCGUCAACAUCGGGCCCUGCACCGUGCUCGUGGUGCUCAACAUCCUGCUGUUCCGCGCCCUCAAGCGCGCUCAAGAGAAGCGUGCCAAGCUGCUCAAGGAGAACCGCAAGAGCGAGUGCAAGAAGCUGCGUGACAGCAACUGCACCACCAUGAUGCUCAUUGUCGUGGUGACCGUGUUUCUGGCUGUCGAGAUACCGCUCGCCGUGACCAUCGUGCUGCACGUGCUGAUAAACGCGUUCAAGGUGCAGCUUGUCUCGUAUUACGUUCUCAACAUCACGCUGCUCUUCACCAACUUCUUCCUCAUGCUGAGCUACCCGGUGAACUUUGCCAUCUACUGUGGUAUGAGCAAGCAGUUCCGGAAGACGUUCAAGGAUCUCUUCAUUAUGGGCACGUUCGUCAACAAGACCCAGGGUUCGUCGCGUUACUCGCUGGUCAACGGGCCCCGCACAGUGACGAACGAGACCAUACUGUGAGAUGAACGUCUGGCGAUGUUUGACGAAACCGUAGAAUGCCGCGAAAGGGAUACGUUUUCGCGUGUCAGCGUGGAAUUGUGCAUCUCGACUUGAACGCCGCACGUUCCUUGAUAUUGCUCUGGUGAAAAGAAGCUUGGCCACUUCUGCUGCUCCUUUGAGGGCCGCGGUAACAGAUGGGUGCUAACGAUACAUUGCGCAGUCUAGUUGAAAGAUCGGCGUUUCAAAAAGCUGGCUGCAGAGGGAUGCGAGACCAAAGGCCGGUCUCGAUAGAGUUUACUUCCCGUUGCAAAAGGGCAUUACUACUUCUGACUGAACUCCUCUAUUACAUACCUUCCUUUUCUUAGAUUCCUCGUUAUGAUACCUUAAGCUCCAUAUCCUCCAUACCCAGCAUUCACUUAGAGGCAUAGAAAUGGCAAGCGUUUUCGCACACGAUGCCGAAAAAUUGUAUGCACCUAAUGGCACUUGAUCGAAGGAGAGCGUAAGAGACAUAUAGUUGGUUUAUAGCGGGGUUCUAAGCACUAUGUUCAAUAGAGAGCGUUGCCUAAUAAUUUACGCAACGGAAGACAGCACUUCCUUUGCAGGAAAGAUUUUCACAAGUGCUACUGAGGAAGGGAAACAUUGCUGUCUUAUGCUAUUACUGAGAUAAAAAAGCGCCGUUCACACUCGCAAAAAUUAUUCUGCACUUUCUAUGGGAAGUAAUCUGCUAUACGUAGAAUAACCGUCUCAAACACACCUUAUCUCUAUCAGCCCCGCACUGCUUCAGUUAAAUUUAGCAGUCACCUUAUCGUUGCUCAUCCAAUGCAUAUUCCCUAACAUAAAACCUUUUCACGAGUUAUCGCUGUUACGUUUGCCGUGGGAGAAAGAGAAGAAUAUUUCUGAAAAAAAUAUAUUUUGGAUUUUCGAGUCCCAACCUUGCCGAUGACUUGUUAGUAGUGGACGCCGUUCGCACGUUUGCGCUUGCCGCCUUCAUUCUUGAGCUUCAUAUCGUAUUUCCAAUACGAAUUUCUAAGAAAGCCUCUACUGAACUUUCCACUAGCUUUCUUGUUGUGCUGCUUGUUGUUACUUUCGCAAGACCGUUGUUUUAUUCCAUACGAUCAGCCGACGGAAAAGAGUAUUGCCGACUUUCAGCCAAAAAUGGAGUUUACGAGCCUGCUCAACACGCGCUUGGUUUAUUUCCUUGGACAGUUCAGAACGCUCAGGCAUAUUCCUUUCAGAAGAUGAAAAGCUGCUCCAAGUUUAAAUGAGGAACUAUUUUUCUCGUAGUAGUACGCUACCCUUUCACAAUACAAGAAGCAGGACUUGCCGCGAGAAGACGCUUCGCGAGCGAGAAAACGCGCCAAAGAGAAAUACAGGUGGCGCUGCUGUCUCGAGGUUCCCGCGCCAAGUCUCCAUGAUGUCACAGAUUUUGACGGCGUUUGCGAAGGGCCUGUAUAUUUUUGUAUAGGUAAAUUAAAUUCCAAUUUGUUUUUAGAGGGUCCGACACUUCAGAUGGCCAGCCAGUGUGGACAAAAUGCCGAAAAAAACCUUCGAAAUCCGCAUCGUCAAACUGGCAUUUAGAUGUCAACUGGCAUUUAGAUGGCAUUUAGAAGUUUCGCCGGGAAAUUCCAAAUGCAAAAAUGAAACUGACCUUCAUUUUAUUUUCAAAUAUUGAAGGUAUGAUGGCGAAAUAAAAAUAGAGUUAUUAAUAAAA